CAGUCAGUGACUUUUAUAGAAAAUUUAUUAUACAAUUUUAGGUUUAUUAAUACACAGAAAACACUGACAUUCACACCACAUAUAUACAAGCAGACACAUAACAUGGCCAAUAAGGGACACUUUAUAGACAGAAAUGAAAAUAUUCCGACUGCAGGAGUUUCUACCUAUGGUUUAGAUGGCGAGGGAGAUGUAAAAUGUUGCCUAAAUAUUAGCAAUCCUGAAGAACUAGCUGAGAGUCUGGUGAGGUCCAAAUGCGUUGAGAACAGGGACAUAUCCAAUAGUUUUCCCGCUGUUUCGGGUAUUCCCAGUGAUAGUCUUCGGGAUUUCAUGACUAGUGAGUUGCAGAAGUCCCGCUUUAUGUCGUUUAAGGAGAAGUUCUACGAGGAGAUGUACUUCAAGAAGUCCAAUCUGGGUCAAGUAAAGCCCACUUACUCCAAGCCAGAUAAUGUGAACAAUUCCAGUCAAACCUUUGGCUGUCCUUCGAGUCCAACUCCUUCGGAAUCUCUGUAUUCAAUAAUAAUGCCAGCUAAGUCAGCGGAACAAGUUAAUAAGGAGUACCAAACCUUUCACGACAAGAAAAUCAUCAGCCACAAUCACUAUUUUCCCUCGGAGCAGAUUAAUCGCCAAUAUUCGCCACCCUUUAAUCGCCAAACCCCUUCUGCAAAUUUCCAAAGCCUUGGCGAUUUCGGACUGAAAGUGAAACGAUGUCUUGAGGAAGGGGAAAGCCACCUGAAGGUUAUUGGAAAGGCACAAGUAGACUUUAUGAAACGAACCGAAGCCCCUCUGGGAACGAAAUUCGAAAAGUAUCCUUGUGCAGUUCCCGACAUAACUUUCGGCAUUCCCAUGACCAGUAAUGGUGAUGUGAAGAUGCUGCUUAGUAAUAUCAAACCCUCUGAAGAAACCAAUCGACUAUUAGACGCCAUUAGCUAUUUAAACAAGAAGCGAUACAAAUUGAGGGAUCUACUUGAUUUCCACAAACAUGAACUAAUGUCUCAGCUGGAAAAGAGUGAUAAGGACAAAACAGGUUAUUUGCCAUUGCCAUUGAUUUUGGAAAUCAUCGGAAGUUUUCACAUUCGCUUGGAUUCUCGGAAAAUCCGUUCUGCUCUUUCCCAUUUCCAGAUGAUCGUCGACAAGGGUUGUGCCACGGAACGUGUGAGUUACCAGAAUUUCCUUAAACUUCUCUCCAUUCAGAACUCAUUGCCAAAAAUGGGAAACCUAUUCAAUGCUUCUGAUAUUAAUUGCCUGGACACCACAUAUCGUUUGUUCUGCGACGAUCGUCAAAAGAAGCCCAAAGUGGAUCUGAAGGUCUGUGAUCAACAUCUUGAGAAGGAUAUAACGAGUGUAAAGGAUCUGGUAUCUCCGGAUCUGGCCAUUUUACGUGGCCUUAAACCAAACGAUUUUACACGUUUGCGACCGAAAGUGGAAAUCGAACGAAUCUUCAGGAAACUCGUCUCAAAAGAUGGAUUUGAGAAUAUUUGGAGAAGUCUAAUGAAUGAGUACAAGGUCCAGAAUGAAAUGGCAUCUGUCACGCAGUUUCGUGCUAAGAUGUACAAUAAUAUAGGAACCACAUAAAGAUGUCCACUGAAAUUAUUGGUCAAAACACUGUACAUAUUAAAAAUAUUAGAAUAUAUAAAAAAACAAAGAGGAAGAUUUUUAUACCAGUAUGAGAAACUAUAAGAAUAAAAUAAAUUAAAGAUUUAUUCAAA
This is a messenger RNA of Drosophila eugracilis, 1706 nucleotides long. Its product is annotated as EF-hand domain-containing family member B. The transcript is spliced from 3 exons. The record is from RefSeq and is a predicted model, not a curated record. Bases 103 to 1572 code for a protein of 489 amino acids. Lineage: Eukaryota; Metazoa; Arthropoda; Insecta; Diptera; Drosophilidae.